ACUCCGACAUCCAAAUACAUCUAUUCUCUAUUUACAAGGUUACAAAACUAAGUUCACAACUAUGCAGUCUGAUUUCUAGUACAAAAUAUUUAUCACCACAAUUUGAGGCCAUAUAAAUGCAUUAAUACAACAUAUUUUGCAACAAAGAAAUGACUGAAGAACAAAUGAGUCCCUUCUGGUUGACUAGUGGUACAGGUUUUUUUCUUUGUUCUUUACUUGGUUCAGUUUAAGCGCAUGUUUCCCACGAGCAGUUCAACAUUAGUAAGGUAUCCCAUAUACCAGGAAGUGACGUGGUGAUGAUAUGAAAGAUUAGUGAUUCUUUUCUCAGUGCAGAGAGGGAAGUGAAUUACCACUAGUUUAAAAAAAGAUUUUGAAGAAGCGGGGCGCUUUAUAAGCCCUCCUCAUUUUUUCAGUGUUGUCUGUUGUCAGUGAUGCUGAAAGCUGUAAAAUGUCUGAAUGUCUGCAGAACUUUGCCCUGGUGUGAACUUUACAAGAGGAGACAGGAAGAGGCUGUUACUCUGAAGUUAAGACCUCAAGUGUGAUUUCCCACAGCAGAGCUGCCUGAGACUGUUGGAUUAAGUCUGAAGUCAGGAUCUUGAAGUUUCAGCAUGAUGAGCCGUCCGCAGAGCUUCAUAGAAGGUGAAGCUCCUGACUCUCAGCAUGGAAAUUCAAGCAGAGGGUCAAAGGUCACCACAGAGAGAGUGGCACUGGUGGUUCUCUGUAUCCUGCUGUCAGCUGCUCUCAUCGUUAUUCAUCGUCUCUCGUUUGACAAAAUUAGAACGAACAAAGAGCUCGAAAACCUGAAACAUCACAAAAUGAAGUGUGAAAGUAAUCUGACAGAGACUCUCUCUAAGAUAAAACCAUGCAGCACGGUGCAGCCGACCUGUCCAGGACCUAAAGUAAUAAAUGAUCCUUGUUAUAAAUGUGAAGCAGGCUGGGAGCUACAUGGAGGAAAGUGCUAUUACUUCUCCAUCAGUAAAUCAUCCUGGAAACAGAGCAGAGAUGAAUGUAGAGCUAAAGGAGGAGACCUGGUUAAGAUAGACAGCAGAGAGGAGCAGACUUUCCUGCAGAGAAGACUGAGAGAUGUAAUGACUGAAGCUGAGGACAAGUUCUGGAUCGGACUGACAGACUCAGCAGUAGAGGGCAGAUGGGUGUGGGCGGACGGAUCACCACUGAAUCAAAGCUUGAAGUUUUGGUGGGGCAAUGACCCGGACAAUUGGAAAGGGCACAAUGGCGAACAUCCUGGUGGAGAGGACUGUGCGAGGAUGGGAGAGAAAGGUGGAGCUAAAGAUCUGAAGUGUUGGUUUGAUGCAUUUUGCUCAAAUCCUCACAGAAGUAUUUGUGAGAAAGCAUUAGUAAGGGGAAAGUUUAAGAAAGUAUGUAACUGAAAUUCAUUAAAGUCUA
Messenger RNA from Oreochromis niloticus (Nile tilapia), 1404 nucleotides. Its product is annotated as hepatic lectin-like. The record is from RefSeq and is a predicted model, not a curated record. The transcript has 9 exons. NCBI's taxonomy places the organism in Eukaryota, Metazoa, Chordata, Actinopteri, Cichliformes, Cichlidae. The coding region runs from base 609 to 1388 and encodes 259 amino acids.